AUUCUUGUAUAUCUUUACAACUGUUUUUAUUGUGUCAAUUUUAAAAGCUUCAAAUUCGUAUUGUAGUGGACCUACUAUUUUAUUCUUGAGGGCAUUAUGAUCGCUCUCCAGUGAAUCCAGAGUUGCCUGAAUCUUAUCCAGCUGUUCCUUGUUCCUGUCAGUUUUCUCAAUCAACUCGUCAAUAAUUGACCCGAAUUCUGUUCCGUCCCAGUCGUAGUUCAACAUUCUUCUGUAUGUAAUAUCAUAUGUUUAGCUUCCUCUGACACUUCCUCAGGCUCCUCCUUCUUAUUCCACUUAUGGGCAACUACAUGUUUAGCUGUUGUACAGCCGCCAGAUAUAAGCCCUAUGAAUGGGAUGUUGGGGGAUAUCGUUCUGGUUAGAUAUGCUACGUCAUCCUUCAGAAGCUUGUCACUAAGUAGUUCCUCUGACAGUUUCUCUGAAGAUUCCACUGCACCAAAACUUCCUAAUACAGAAGCAAACUUUGAAAUAAUAAGCGUUGAUAAGAAGUCACUUGCACAUGACAUCCUCUGACUUUCGUACUCAUGGUACAGUCUAUCUACGACAUCCUUGUUAGACUUUCUUAUAAAACUUGCGGACUUCUCUAUUAUACCGUCCCUCGAUAGCUCUAUAAGUUUGUCCCUUUUGCUUUCAGUUUGCGACUUAUCUGCGGUGGACUUAGUUUUUCUUACUUUCUUCGCGGCACCUUUGCGGCCUCCUCUACUUCUCUUACAGCCUCAAAUAUUUCUUCAUCAGAUUCAGUUCCCAUCAUCUAUAUUUUACGCGGUGUUUAGUUUAACAGUGUAUGUGUAAGGGUGAAUAAGUAGUACGUCCAGUGCGGUGAACUUCUCAUCUUUUAAUAUCCUCGUAAUCUCUGUAAUUGUCUCCUGGGGAACACCACUUAGGUAAUCAUCUGUUAUGACCUUCAUAUCCCUGCGACUAGGGUUGUAGAAUGUAACUAGCCUGGAAAUGUUCUCCCUAAAUGGUUUUGCUACUGAUGACAAUUGUUGGGUAAUUACAAUGACAGAUAUGUUGUAAUGUCUUGCAGAGAAUGCUAAGCGCACCAGUUCUGAGACUCUUUUCUUUACAUCUUGACUUGCCGCAUAAUCGUCCACUAUAAUGAGAGUCUGAGUACCGCGGAAUAUGGUGGACACUGCCUUGAGAACAAGAUCGAUCAUUUCUUGUGAGUAUGGAAUUUGUAUAACUCCGUGAUCACUAAUAUGAGUCCAAUUAAUGUAAGUCAUAUUCCACUCUAUGGUUGGACAUAUAAUGACAAUGUAAUCGAAUACUCUAUUGUACUCUGUUUCUAGCAUAUUUAGUAGGAACUGAGUUUUUCCACUUCCAGUCAUUCCUACUAUGAGCAUGUUGAAUGGUUGCAUCUCUAUGCUUUACCGUUAUUUAUUCUUUACCGUAUUGAAUACUUGAUAGAUCUCUAUUUGCGAAGUUAAGGAGAGCAUCUGAUACAACAAAAAUGUUGCACUGAACGUCAGCUGUUGUGGCUCUUUUUUGAUUUCCAGGAGUACUCCCGACUGUGUGUUAACAAUCUUCUUACCUCCACCAGUGGUAUCAUCUUGUGUUGACCUAAGAUCGAUUACUAGAGCAAAACCAUUGGUGAAAAACUUGCUGAUGGACAUAAAUUCGUCAGCCAUUGAUUUCUCACACAUAGGGCAGAAGAAUCUUUUUGCCUCUUCGAAGAACCUAUUUUUAUGAAGUCCCUGGGAGAAAACUGCAUUAGGCACACCUUCAAUGGUCAGGUUCACUUUAUCAAUGUUUGGGUAAAUAUACUCUUCAGAAUCAGUUCUCACUCUGUUGGUAAAUAGAAGGACAAUUGCUGACAUGCUCUUUCUGGGGAUAUUAAUGUUCUCGUUAACAAUAGUAAGAUCCUUGUCCCAGUUACUUGUACGCAUAAGUGUAACAUGUUUGUAGGACAGUGAGCGGCCUGUUGAAUACAUCCUUGAUACUUCACUUGCAAGGGUGUCAUUCUCAAUGGUCUCGUAUUCUAACUCAAGAUUAUCAAGUUUAAAAUUACCCUUAGCUUUACCUCCUUGGGCAGUCAUAAUCUCAUCUGAUUGCAGGAGUGUGAGGAUGUACAUAGGAUUGUUAUUCAUGGAGAACGGUGUGUAGAGUCCAUGGUCUGCAAUUAUUUUAUCAAUUGGUUUCCUCAGCUUAGAACCGUACACACUGUGGAGAAGUGCAUCUGCUACUUUAUUGGCAUCACCUACCUUUACACCUGAGUCAUCACCUGAUAUUAACUUCCUAAGAUUCUCACUUGCAAGACCCUGUUCUGUCAUCUUCUUCCUGCCACCUAGUGUUAGCCAUAGAUCUUUGUAUACUUCAUACAAACUCUCUCCUGAACAGUCAUAGGCUGUUUCACCUGCUACUUUAAUCUGAAGACGUUUAGCUAUCAACUUAGACAGGUUGUUAUUAAAGCGGCUUUUUGUAUUGGAAUUUUUGAAGUCAAAUAAUAGUGCAAGUGAUCAUGGGGCUAAACAAGAGUCAGGCUUUAGUUUGGGGAUGUUAAUGUACAGCUCUUCACCUGGGCUAAUGGUUGUUGGAUUAAAUGUUACAACACUUCUAGUUAUGGGACCCUUUACGGAUGUCAUACGGCUCCUCCUGAAGCCAGGCUGGAGUUCUCUUUCUGUGGUAUUCAUACUUGUAUACAAUAUGUAAUGUUUAGUUGUAUUUGUAUAGUAAAACUACUGCUGCACAAACAAUGAUUAUCCAUAUAUUAUCCGCUGCUAACUCUACUCCAUCAGCUAUCUUCUGGAAUACAGGUGGUAGUUCUAUUUGGUGGUUUACCAACUCACUGAUCCGCUUAUCGAGCUUUUCUGUUGUGUCACCUACUUUCCACAAUAUGUUUCUAGUUGAUGCUACCAGUCCUAUGAUUACAGCUGAUGAGGAAAUUAGGACAGCUGAUAAGAUGCCUGCAUUCUCCCUUGCCCAUAACCUGAGCCUCUGCAGUCUCCUACGAUCAUCCCGUUUAAUGAGAUCCCUCUUUUUCACUUUAUCUCUUAAGUUGAGAAGUUUAUUUAAGUUUGACUCUCUUUGGUAAUCAUUUGAUAGCAUUCUGACGUAUCUCAGUUCUUCCGACUUUUCUUUGAAACUAUCUUCGUCCAAAUUCGAUAGUAUUAUUUCAUUUAACAGUCUGUCUCCCCUAUCCAUUAGAUCAUCGUAUGACAGAUUAGAUAGGUCAGGGAAUUUCUCAGCUAAUUGCUCUCUCGUAAGGUCCUUGCUCAAUAUUUUUCUCCUCCUCAGUUCCUGUACGUAAUUAAUUUCCUCGUUAAUAUCCUGGGUCUCCUCAGUAGUUUCGCUUUCCCUAAGAUCCUUGUCAAGGUACGGUAAUUCGCUAUCUAAAGUUUCUAUAUCCAUUUCUUCAUAGUUUGGAUACUUUUCCUUCAACUCCUCCAUUUUCUGGUCAUCGUAUUCCUCUUGGUGUUCCUCCAUAGCUAAUUUACUUUGUGUAAUAGUUGUAUACCAUUAAGGCUGCAGCUAUAGCUAGUACCCACAAGUGUGACGCUAACCAGGCAAUUCCUUUGGCUCCCCACGACAGCGCCGUUGCAAUGGUGUUCAGGAUUGGAACUAGAAUUGGUCCUGCUUUCUUUGCUAAAUUUGCUAAUGCUUUUGCUACUUUACCAGUGGCCUUUGCUGUCUUCACAAUGGCUCCCCUAGCAUGGAUUAAUAAGGCUGUAAUUAAACUAGCUGUUGAUACUGCUAUCCCUACAAGUCCCACCUUUUCCUCCCCUAACCAUUUCACAAAUCUGCAUAAUCUAGAAAUAUCUUCCAACUGUGCCUCUCUUGCUUCCUCUACUGUUCUCUGCUCUAGUGUCCUAUCCCUAGCUUCCUUCAAACUGUCAAUUCUUUCUAUAAGAGUAUUAUACUCAGUUGUACCUUCCGCAGAGGUGGCGCGUUCCACGGUUUCACCAAUAGCUUCAUUAAAGUAGUCAGCCUGAACUUGUAACGCUCCACUGGGACCUGUUCUGCCUUCUAUGCUUGAUCCAUCAGGUGGGUGGUACUAAGAACACCUCUCAGUUCAUUGUUUUCUUGCAUUGUUAGCCCUGGAGGAUCUCCUAGUUUUGCACUUAUGUCUAUUAACUCAAUGUUCUCACGGUCAGCGAAUUCCUCACUACUUUCAUCGAAUUGCGGCUCUUCUUUAGUAUCCUCGUAAAUUGAUUCAUCACUUCCAAUUAUAUUGUCAGGAUUCGUAGGUACCUCUUUUAUUUUCUUUAGAAGGUUCUUAUAUUCUCUCAGAGCAGGUGAGUCCUUUGAGUACACUAGAUUCUUGGUCUUACCACGUUUCAUUAUUUGUGUCCCACUUUUAUCAAUACCUUGUUCACUUCUAAAUACCAACACCUCUGUGCCAUCCUUAAGUGUUCUUACAGAUGAUCGUUUGAUGAGUUCCCUGACAUAUUUAUUCUUAGGGUCUAGUAUUAGUCCCUCCUUACCCUUGAUAACUCUUGUGACAGCUUGAACACGCUCCACUUGGUUUUCAAAGUCUCUCUUUUUAUUUACUGUUGAAAUCUUAUUUAGUUUCUCCAGGCGGGCUUCUAUUUCGUCCCAGUCAGCAUCAAAUGAUUCGUUGAAUGCAUCUAGCACAUCUGGAAGUACAUUGUUUGGGUCUUCCACAAAGUUGACUUCUGGGACGGUUGUACUUCCUGAUGGACCUGAAAUGUUCACUGUACCAUCAUUACCUUCGGUGAAAGUUGUUUCUGCUAUUGCACGUCUCUCCAUGAGAUUCUUUACAUAGUCCAGUUCACUUUUAAGAUCAGUUAUUACUAUAGGGUCAUCACCAUACAUAGCCUCUCCCUUCACCUUUGUAUCUAACCUACUAAAAGCUGUCGUUAGGUCAUCAUAAUUAAGGUCGUCAUAUUGAGGAUAACUUUUUUCUGUCUCCUCCAACUCAAUAUCAUCGUAGUCCUCCAUAAUACUUUAACCUAUGUUAGGGACUUGAUGUCUCCAGCUGGUAUCCAACUGUUAAAUUUGUCAUCAUAACCUAACCACUUAACUAGGGCCAUCUUUUUACCCUUCAAUGUUCUUCUCCUUAGUACUUUAUCUAUUCUGAAAUCAGGUUCUCUUCCUUCAGCGCUAUACAGUUCUUGUUCAUAGAAUCUACCAAUUAUUGGUUCAUCAGCACUGUCUUUUAUUGUGUACGUGUUUGGAUGACCGUGAUACACUUCCGUCACAGUGAACAACUCCUCUGUGAAAUUUGCUUCGUACCCUUUUGUGAACACUGAUUUGUACUUUGAAAUUCUAACACUUUCUCCGACAGCAAACUUUGGUUCUGACGGCUUGCCUAAAUUGUGACUAAAAAGUGUCUUCCAUACUUCAGUCCAAUUGGACUCAUUUACACUGUCCGGUGUUGUUUUAAUUGAUCUGUUCACUGAACUGUUGUAAUUAUCAGUUAAGUCUUGAAGGACGUCUAACCAUUUAUAUGUACUAGCACUGUAGAAGUACUUCCACAUUAGCGCUUUCAGUGUUCUGUUAAACCUUUCCACAACUGCAGCCUUUUUGUCUGAGUAAGUAGAGAAAAAUUCAAUGUUAUGUUUAUUAAGCAAUGACUUUACAUCUUUGUUGUAGAACUCUGUGCCUUGAUUGAACUGUGCGAAUUUUGGGUAUUUACCAAAACGAUUAUUAAAUUGCUCUAAAAUGUUACUGACUGCGUCCUUCAUUGAUGUCGCGUUUUUCCUAUACACUGGUACUGUGAAUGCGUACCUACUUAGUAUUUCGAUUGAUGUGAGAAUCCAUCGGUAUCCCUCGUUCUUGUCAUCAUAUUUUGUCAUGUCAACUAAAUCCAUUUGUAACUGUUCACCUAAAGUCUGGACGUACGUCUGUCUGAACUUAUGUUUCCUAAAUACUUGUCUGUACCUAGUGUAUGUGUCUUGCUCGUUUAUCCAUUUCUUGACCUGGUUUCUGGUUACUUUAAGUCCGUCUGAUACUGCUCUAAGAUAUAGUUUCUCUGGUGUUUGGAAUCCAGUCUUAGGAUUGUAGUAAAUAUCUCGUAGUCCUUGUUCUUUCAUAAUAUCAUCAUCCAUCUUAUAUUAACUAAUGUAAGCCAUCUACUCAAGGUACAUCUCGAUAAGCACUUCACCUAUAUCAAUAGGUUUCCCGUCUUGACCUGUCAUGUGGAAUACAAGUUCUGAGAAGGAACCCUUAAUAACUGAAAUCCUACUUUCAACAUCAAUGUAACUAACUACCGAGCCUAAUAAUGGUCUGUCAGUUGGAACUGUAACACUUGUUAUUACAUCGCUGGGUCUUCCCCAAGGGUUAACGUUGUAACUGUUACUAACUAGAUUGCAGUGUAUAUUUACACAUCGUAGACCGUUAUUAAAGUCAACUUUGCUAUCACUUGUCAAACUCCUCCCUUUUAGUAGGAUCAUAGGAUUAAAAAAUCUAUUAAAACCUAACAUGGUCAGUAAUCGUGUUUCUAUUGUGAUAUCUUGUUUUACUGCUUCUAUUUGACAUCCAGCUGUUUCAACAAAGUAGGUUAGCUUAACACCAUGUCUUUCAAGUAACUUCUUCAUACUGUCAAAUGUGUAGUAACCUUUAUUAACAAUUACAUCAGAUUCUCCAUCAUCUGUUUUCACUUUGAGAAUAGUUGUUGGUUCCCUUAUGUUGAAGUACUCCCAGAAAACUGAUACUCUCUUCACAAAGACUGAUUUAUAGUUGCUUGUUAGAACUGAGUUCUGUAGUGAUACAACUGUGUGCGAGCUCUGGAGUAAAAUUGUGAACUUCAUCUUAAUAACAUACGCUAGGUUAUUAAGAAUGAGACUAGGUGGAGGACAAGUUGGUAAGUCGCCGUAUCGGUCGUAUCAGGACUUUGAAAAAAAGUAUGGAAAGGAAGACGAUGAAAAUCAUGUUGAUCCUAUUGCUGGUAAAAAUGCAGAGAAUGCCGAGAGGGCUAAAUUUAUUAAAAAGUCCCCUCACGCUGACAUGAAUAGAUUUAAAUUUGAAGCAAAGGCUACUAGUAGUGGUGAUAUAGGAGUUAUCACUUGGUUUGUUGAUUUAGAUGGUAUAUCUUCAUAUGACAUUAGAUAUGACGGUUUUAAGAAGGAUAAGGAGUUUACAUCUUAUCUCACUAGUACUAAGGAAAUUAUUACUCCAGUACAAUUCAAAACUAUGACUGACAUGGAUCAACCUCCACUAGAAGUAAUAACAACCAAGUGGCCUUCAAUAUGGUCCAGUGGUGGUAUAGUUCAGAAGAUAAGUUUUACUGAGGGUGAUCCUGUUACUGGAAAGUAUCCUCCUAUUACAAAAAUUAAUCCUAUCUCCAACUUUAAGGUUUAUGUUAGUAAUAGUGAGUUUUUCUAUAGUAACCUUCCUAAGAUUAGUGAUUUUAUUAGUAUUUAUAAUGUUACACCAAAGUUUAAUAGAGAGUUGUCGUAUUAUGCUGCAAUAUGUGGAACUUAUGUAGCUACGUAUCUAUGUGGAGUCUCUACUUAUCAUACAAGUCCUCAUAGUAAUGUAAAUCCUAUUAUCACAUCUAUUAUGAACUUUCACGUGUACUUAUGGAUUAGAAGGUUUAUUAAAAAUCCUAGUUUACUUCAGCAGUAUUCCAAUAGGUUAAAGGUAAUAUCUGGUAAUAUUCCUGUUAAGGGUCAGUGGGAGGUUGAUAAGUUUAGUGAUAGUCGAGCAUCUAUUGGAAUUGUGUAUAGGAAGUUUAGAAACGAGCAUAGAACUGUUAGAAAUGUUAGGUAUGCUAAAAAUACAUCUGGAAUGAUAGUUGGGAUUAGUUAUGAUGAGCUUACAGGUAUGUCUUCCCUUGCUAGUCUAAAUGAUUAUAUGAGGUAUUACGCAAACAAAAGUGUGGGUCUUGUUGCUACCUCACUUUUACAGGAAAGCUUGCAAUGUUAUGUAUACUGUGUCCUUGGAGCUCAAGCUAAUACUCGGUGGGCUAUAGUAAACCGUGGAACCUCCUCUUUACUGUCUCAAAAAGGAUUCCGUAAACUUGUAGAAGAUGUUGUAGUUCAAACUGAUAUUUCAGUUGGAAUCACUAAUAUGAGAACAGCAAUUAGAGAUACUAACGCAACAGUAAAUACAGCAAUAAAUCCUGACAUUAUUUUAUUUCCAUCAAAUUUGGUAAUAUUAAAGGAUCCUAUUCCCGGUUAUAAUAAUAUUCUACUUAAACCUAACUCUAGUGUUAAGUUUGGUGUAAAUACUAAAGUAAAUUAUGUACGUGUUAAGAAAGCUGAUCCUCCAAAGAAGCAACAUCAGGAUACAACACCUGUUAAUCACCUUGAUACUCUUAGUGGAUACGUAAAACAACAGAUUAAACCUAGAGAAAACAACUCCUUUCGUAGAACUAUGGUUAACAGUAAUAAGUCUUCGGAAGUUAGCGCUAUUGCUGGGGCUGGAAUUGGUGCUACAGUUGUAUUUAUUAUAAUGAAAAUGUUUUUGUAAACAUUAUGUAUGUUAUAAAAUGGCUCUCUAUAGGGGAUACAACAAAGGAGUAAAUAAAGUUGACCCAUCAAGUGGUAGUGUGUUUGAUAAGGAUGGAUUUACCAUGAAGGGUGACAUUGAGAUGGAUGGUAAUGAGGUGAAAGGUUUAGGUGCUCCUACAGAUGAUACGUCUGCGGUCACAAAAAAGUGGGUGGAUGAUGAGAUCAUUAAACAGGCUGCUGUUACAAUUCAACCAGCAGGGUUUACAAUGACUGGAGAUAUUAACAUGGGAGGUAAUAAGAUAACUAAUCUUGAUAAUCCUACUAAUCCAGGUGACGCUGCUAGUAAGAGUUGGGUUGAAGGUAGUCGUGUAAGUUUACCCGGUCUUACUCUUACAAAUGAUCUUAAUAUGUCAACCAAUGAAAUAAAGGCUUUAGGUGAUCCUACAACUGGAAAGUCUGCCGUUAGUAAGGAUUGGGUUGUUGGAAUGUUAAAUAAACCUGUAUCUGGACUUGAUAUUGCUGGCGAUAUUGAUAUGAAGAAUUAUGAGAUUAAAAAUCUUAAGGAUCCCUCCGAAGAUCAGUCUGCUGUUAGCAAGGGAUGGUUUAAUUCAAACACUAACAACUUCCUUAAGCUGUCUGGGGGUAAUAAUCAGUUUAUCCGAGGUAGUGUUCUAUUUGACGAAGUUCCACAUACAAGUAAAGAUGCUUCCACUUCUAGCGGUCUAAUAAGAAAAGGCCUUCUGGAUAAAAGGCUGGCCUAUUACGUUCAUCGUAACGGUUUAAAUACAAUGACUGGUAAUCUUAAAAUGGGUGGAUAUGAAAUCACAAGUCUUAAGGAUCCAACUACUGACCAGUCUGCAGUCACAAAAAAAUGGGCCACCGAUAAUAAUUUUGUUAAUCUUGGAGGUUGUAUGUUGGCUGAUAUAUCAAUGGCUGGAUUCAGACUUUUCGGACUACCUGACCCAAAAAUUGAUAAUGAAGCCGUUUCUAAAAAGUGGUUCACUGACUUUAUAUCAAAUGGGCGUAAACAAAGGGAAACUCGGGCAGGGCUUACAUUAACAGACAGCAUUGAUAUGGGAAAUAAUGAGAUAGUAAAGUUAGGUGAUCCAACAACUGAUAAUUCUGCUGUAUCCAAAAAGUGGGUAGAGGAUAAUAUUAGCGGUGGUAGAAGAAAGCGUGAGACUUACAGUGGGCUUACCCUAUCUGAUGACCUUGACAUGAAUAACAAUGAAAUAAUAAAAUUAGGUGCUCCAACUACUGAUAAUUCAGCUGUGUCUAAGAAAUGGGUCACCGAUCACGUUAGUGGAAGUUCAAUUAGUAGUAGCGGAUUUACUAUGAGUGGUAAUAUUGACAUGGGGGGUUAUAGUAUUACAGGUCUCAAGGGUGGAUCAGUUGGGGAUACCAGUGCACUUUCCGCAAAUACUAUAUACUCCUGGUGUAAACAGUUCCUGAAGCGUAAUGGUGGUACUCUAGAUAGUAAUCUUGACGUUAACGACUAUGAGUUAACUAGAGUAGGCAAUCCUACAACUGACGGUUCAGCUGUCAAUAAAAGGUGGGCAACUGAUGAGUUCAUGAGUAGUAGAGGUGGACUGGUAAAGGGUGAUCUGGAUAUGGGAGAUUCAAGUGGUAUUCUUGAUCUAAAGGAUCCGGUAAAUGAUAAGGACGCAGUUAACAAGCAAUGGGUAGAAAAGAAUUUCCUAAAACCUUCCUCAGGUCUUGUCCAAGCAGUGGCCGAUAAGAGAUACGUAAGAAUAAACCGUCACAUUCACGCAGAGUGGAUCUGGGGUUAUCGUGGCGUAUCAGUUGCAGCAACAAGGUACUAUGCUUACUGUCACGACCAGAUUCCACCUUCAUGGAGAACAGAUCCUAUUAAUAAUAUGACAGACCUCAACCUUGAAUCAAUUACUAUUAAAUCAGAUUUUCCUAAUUUUUCAACCAUUCAAAAUAUACCACUAGCUCUAAUCCUGUGGGCUACUGUAUGGGAAAAACAAUCUAAUGGAAAAUAUACACAGGUUAAGAAGGAAAUUACUCUGAGAACAGUAGACUUAAGAAAACUGUCACAUACUUGGUUUAAUGGAACUUACACAACUACAGGUGGAAGUACAGCUUGCUACGUUUUCAAGGGUAAUAGUAUGUUCUAUUUAGGAAAUCAGGUUGAGCUGGUAGAUAAUACGCUGGCCUGGUGUAUUAUAGUUAAACCGGAACACUCAAUGCCAACUGGUUCUAGUAUGGACAUGUCUUUUUGCUGGUCACUUCGAUACUCAGGGUCGGGUGCUUAACAUGUGUUGUAUCAUAAAGUAUCAUGUCAAAGUGGCGCUCAUGCUUCUCCUGUUUGGGUAAUAUCUGUGGCUGUCGUAGGAGGUCUAAUAAAAAUGGGAAGGUUGGUGAUAUAAAUUUCUCUGUAUCCAAUAAUAUUAACGUUGGAGUAACCACACAGGGUAAAAAGGAUGACACCAAUAGUGUAUCCGGACUGCAAGGGCCCCCUGCCUUGUGUACCCUCAUGGAGGAAAUAAAAGAUGUUGAAAAGGCUUUGGAAUAGGAAGGUUGGAUGAUAUUGGGAAAGUGUAGGAUAAUCGUAUUAGAGUCUCAGCUGAGAUAAGUUAAAUGAAAAACAAGAAUAGCAGUUUCACAUUCUAAUAAAUGAUUUUAAUAUAAUAAAAAUAAAUUCUUUUAAAUAAAGAUAAAAAAACUAGUGGUCUAGAAAAAUUGGGAAUGGUCUAGAAACCUCAGUUCCUAUACUACUCAAGUAUUGCGGGCUAUGGCGGUUCUCGGCCAUCGGUGAUUUCAUUUUCAUUCGAUUUUCAUUUUCAUUUGAUUUUGUUUUGAAAUCAUUUUUGUUUUAUUUUAAUUUUGAUUUUAUUUCUUUUUCUAUUUUGUUUACACUUUAAUUUUUAAACUAUUUUAUUUUUGAAAAUAUACAAAUAUAUAAAAAUUUGCUACGGCGGUUCUCGGCCACCAUAAAGCACUGUACAGUACAAGCAGUCAUAUCGAUUACCGAUAAAAUCCAAAGAGCAAUUGAGGAUGGUUUGUUUUCUUGUGGAAUUUUUUUGGAUCUAAGUAAAAGCUUUUGAUACUGUUAACCACCAAAUAUUAAUAACUAAACUUGAGCAUUAUGGUAUAAGGGGAAUAACAAAAGAUUGGUUUAUUUCAUACUUAGAAAAUCGAAAACAAUUUGUAUCCAUAGGAAGUUCAGUAUCCGACAAGCUUGUUGUCCCUUGUGGUGUCCCACAAGGAUCUGUACUCGGCCCACUGUUGUUUCUUCUGUAUAUGAAUGAUUUCAAUAAUAGUUCAAAGGUUUUCGAUUUUCAUCUUUUUGCUGACGAUUCUAAUCUGUUUUGUACAAACAAGAGUGUUUUGGACAUGGAACAAGUUAUUAAUGAUAAUAUUGUAAAUAUUAAUUCCUGGCUUAACUGUAAUAAACUUUCCCUUAACAUUGAUAAGACAAAUUUUGUUAUUUUUCAUCCACCUCAAAAGAAAAUUACAUCCACAAUAAAAAUAUUUACUAAUCAAGUACAAAUUAAACAAGAAACUAGUCUCAAGUAUUUAGGAAUCUAUAUAGACUGUAAUCUUAAUUGGAAAAGUCAUAUUCAACAUAUUUCGAAAAAAAUCAAGAGAAGUAUUGGAAUGUUGUGUAAAAUUCGCCAUUUUGUUACCUCGCAUGUAAUUACACAAUUUUAUUAUUCCUUAAUUUACCCAUAUUUGACAUAUGGAAUAACGUUGUGGGGAAACACCUAUAUUUCAAAUCUUAAUCCAAUAAUAACCUUACAAAAAAGAGUAGUCCGAAUUAUUACCUUUUCUAAAUUUGACAAUCAUUCUAGUCCUUUAUUUAAAAAUCUUAAUAUUUUGAAGCUCGUUGAUCUUGUUUUUCUAAACAACGCUUUAUUCAUGUAUGAUUAUCAUAACGGGAAUCUUCCUGCCACAUUUAAUAACAUAUUCAAACAGGUCACAUCAGUACAUAAUUAUAAUACCAGAUUGGCUUCUAGAAAUACAUAUUAUAUUCAUAAAAUAAGAACUAACUAUGGCAAAUUCAGUCUUCGAUUUCAGGGUCCUAAAGUAUGGAAUGAUAUUGAUGAUAAAUAUAAAACUCUUAGCAAAUCAUCUUUUAAGAAUAAAAUUGUGGAAAAUAUGAUUUUCAUUUACUAGCGCUGCCACAAGUAUUCAUGAAUAUAUACUUUUAUAAUUAUACAAAAUGAUAUAAAACUCAUUAUUUCAUUUAUUUUAUAAAAGGUCACUAGACUGGUUUAGUCUUCACUAUUUCUGGUGACCUGUGCCAUAAUAUUUAUAUUUAAAAAAAAAUCAUAUAAUGUUAUUUUACUUGGUGGUGCGAAAAAAUAAAUUAUUGUUGUUGUUGUUGUUAUUUCCAUGAUUGUAGUUUCGACAUUACCAGAGAAUAAAAUCAAUAGACUAAAUACGAUUAGUGUAAUUAUGCAUCCACACAAUAGAUUGGUUAACGACAACACACAUGAAUUGAACACCUUAUAACAUAUACAUAGUUGAAAUUACUUGCCUCAAGCUGCUAAGAAAUCGUACUAAACAAAAUAUGAAAUAAAUAAGUAUAUAGUAAUACUAUAUACUAGAAAAUACAUGCAUGCAGAAACCCUCGCCUUGCUGAGAAAACCAUUGUAUUUUCCGAACAUGAAGUAUCUAAAGUAGUUGUUAUAGUAACACAAUAAUUUUUUAAGAAUAUUCUUACAAAUGAAAAAUCGUCUAAAAAUAUCACUUUUAAUUACAAAAUUAUCAAUUUCCCAACAUAGCUAUAUUAUACGUAAUAUAAGCUUCAACGUUUUAAAGUGUUCUUUAUAAAAAAACUAAAAUAUCACUUUUAAUUACAAAAUUAUCAAUUUCCCAACAUAGUUAUGAUAUUAUACGUAAUAUGCAGGAUAUCAUGGUGUCAAAACCUAAAUCUUGCCAAUUAGACCCAAUUCCAAAAUGGCUGCUCAAGAGUUGUAUUGAUGUCCUUUUACCAACUAUAACAACCAUCAUAAACGCAUCUUUGGAACAAGGAGCUUUUCCAUUGAAAUGGAAAGAAUCUCUUCUGCGGCCUCUUAUCAAGAAAAUGUCAUUAGAUGGAGAUGAAUUUAAUAAUUUUAGGCCAAUCUCAAAUUUAGCAUUUCUCUCCAAAACACUCGAAAAGAUUGUUGCUUCUCAACUUGACACCUACUUAACAAAUCAUCAAUUAUAUGCCAAGAUGCAGUCAGCAUACAGAAUCCAUCACAGUACAGAGACAGCACUACUAAGAGUUGUGAAUGAUGUAAUGAGGGGGAUUGAUGGUCAACAAGAAUGUGUUCUUGUGUUACUUGAUCUUUCAUCAGCAUUCGACACAAUUGAUCACGACAUUUUGCUUGACAGGCUGUGUAAUCGUUAUGGCUAAAGUCUUACCUCUGUGAUCGCCCUCAGCGUGUGGUCAUAGAUGUUUCGUCACGACCGUGUUUUGCUAGCUGUGGGGUUCCGCAAGGAUCUGUUUUGGGACCAUUGUUGUUCUCUUUGUACAUUGCUCCCCUCGAAGAUGUGAUCAUGUCCCAUGGAAUAGAUGCCAUGAUGUAUGCUGAUGAUUCUCAACUUUAUAUUUUUCUGAAUCGUAAUAACCGCAUUAUCGCAACUGAAAAGUUGGAAGCCUGUAUUGACGACGUUAUGAAUUGGAUCACUUGCAAUAUGCUUAUGGGCAAUCCAUCAAAGACGGAAGUAAUUCAUUUUUAUUCACGUUACAUGAAACCCGAUUGUCCUCUUCGUCCCAUCAAAGUAGGAGGGCAUGAUGUACAACCCGUAAACAAAGUAAAGGAUCUAGGAGUUACACUCGAUUCCUGCCUUACUUUCAAAGUGCAUAUUAAUAACAUAUGUCGUUCGGCUUCACAAUCAAUACAUCAAAUUGGCAAAAUAAGAAAAUAUCUUUCACGAAAGGACACCGAAAGUCUUGUUCAUGCUUUUAUUUCGUCCAAACUUGAUUAUUGCAACGGCGUGCUCUACGGCCUUCCUUCUUGUGAAUUACAGAAGCUGCAAAGGUUACAAAACACUGCUGCCAGAUUAGUCGUCAGAGAAAGGAAAUCGGCGCAUAUAACACCGGUACUUUCUAAUCUCCACUGGCUUCCUGUGCAACAACGAGUGACUUUCAAACUCCUUUUGGUGUCUUCAAUUAAAUAAUGGCUGUAUCGAUAAACUUUGAGUUUGCAAUAAAAUUAUUUCAAAUUCUCAUAUGCAAAAAACUUUGCUUUCUUUUUUAUUUAAAAAAUUCAAUAUAAUAAAAAGGGAAUCAAUAUUAAAGAUACACUGAAAUUAUAUGCUGUUUGUUUAAUCGUUUCAUAUACGCAAAGCCAAAGGGCAUCAGGUUUUAAAGCAAUUAUAAAAUCAAUACAGCUAAUUCAAAAAAGGUUGUCUGUCGAAAACUCAAAACCUUAAACGUUAAACUAUGAGCGCGCAAUGCAUCAUGGAAUGCACAAUUUGUUUUCACAUUAACUCAGUAUUCUAGCUUUACAUGAAUGACAAAAAUUUAUAGGAGUGAAUGUAAAGGCCCUGGUUAUACGUCGCUCUGGUGUUGGGUCAAAUUCAAUUUUUGCCCGAAAAGAUAUACCAAAAAUCCAUCAAAAGAUCGUCGUAAACAUACAUUGUAAUAAUAUAAGCUUGUCUCAGAUUUAGGCCACGUUUACACUUUCGAGUCUAGUAUGUCUAUGUGUAUGACCAUACGGCAAAUAUACCAUCGCGUUUUGAUUUGCAUCCGGAGUGCCAAACAUACCACCGUUAUAGUGUAAACACAAUGCUGAGAAACUUAGUGAAGUUUUAACGAAAUUGAUUUGUAUUCAGAGUGGCAAAUGUAGUGGUCCGUAGUUAGUACGCCACAGCAAACCACGCCGUUAUAGUGUAAACACAAUACAGUCUCGAUACUAGAAACAUAGUAAAUUUUUAACGGAGUUGUUAACCUGCGUAGCGCCAUAGUGUAAACACGGCCUUAAUUAACAAUAUAUUUAUACGUCGAUUGUUGGGAGAAAUAAAUUUGACUCGACACAGGAGCGACAUAUAAACAGGGCCGUACUGUCAAAAUGCACCGUGUGUAUAGUCAUGGAUAGCUAAAAGACUUUUAACUCUUUUAACUAUCCAUGGUACAGUCACGAUUUACGAUGGAUAGCAAUUUGGUUGACGGAAACUGAAUUGGACUUUCAAAUCGAUGAAGUGAAUAUCUUUUUACCAAUGUCAAUUAAUUAAAGAAAAUGACUCCUCAAUAUUUGCGAAAUUCCGAAUGUUAGACACGACUGUUAUCGGCAGACCAUACGCUUGCGUAGCAAUAUUAUGCGUAGAAAGUUAAUGUAAAGUGUCAAAGAAUUCCCAAUGGGACUCUGAAUUUAUUCUAAAAAUGCGAGAUCAACUAAUUUAUCUGCAAAUUACUCGUUUGGUAUGACAUUGAAAUUAGUUCUAAUUAAUUCCUAUGUGAUUUCAAAGGGUCCACCUCUUUGGCUAAUUGCAUUUGCAUUUUACCUAAACAUUCAAUUUGAUACCAAACUAGUAAUUCGCUGACAUUCGGAAUUUUUCGCAUUUACUUCGCAUUCACCGCUGAGCCUGUUUCUUCAUGACCUUGUGCAGUAUUUCAGAUAGGGUAUAUCCUCUGGGCGCUGCAGCAAAACCCCCAUAACAACGAGCUCCUUGUGCAGGUGCAUUGCUACGCAAGCAUAUAUGGUCUGCCAAUAACAGCCGUGUCUGCAAGGCCCAGCAUAUGAAAUUUUCGCACAUAUCAAGAAAUCGUUUCGUUGACAUUUGUAGUAAGAUGCUCACUUUGUCGAUCUGAAAACCCAAGAUUUCGGUAAACCAAAUUGCUCUCCACCGUAAGUCUUGGCUAUACGCACACGGCAUAUUUACAAUUACCUUCACUCCUGUGGUCAUGCAAUAGUUAAUUAAUGCGAAACAAACCGUCGAUUCCCAUGAUGCAUUGCACGCUCAUAGUCUAAUGUUUAUGGUUUUGAGUUUUUGACGGACAACCUUUUUUGAAUUAGCUGUAUUUAAAACAAACUUACCUUCGUUAACGUUGGCUCCCUUCUUUUAGUCGAUUCUUUCACCCUUUCUUUCUUGAAAUUUACAAAAUCUUGCAAAAAUGCAAGCAAAAAUGAAAUAUAUUUGCAAGAAAUUUAUCAAUUAUCAUAUCAAGAAAUGUUUGCUAUUUCGCUGUCAUCAUACAGUCGUUAUAAUGCAAACUUUAAAUUGGACCAUGCAAUCACAUUGUUCGCUAUUCAUGAAGUUUACCAGGGUGAAAAAGCCAAAACAAUGCACUCGCAAUAUGGUCUUCAAAUCACAGAACUCCCAUGUGAUAAACUAGUGAAAAGGUCAUUGGCAAAAUGUAGUUGACCAUGUGAAGUCUGCUGAUGUUGUUAUUUGGGAUGAGGUUUCAAUAUAAAGUCAGAGUAUACUUGAAAUUGUUAGCCAGAUUGAUCAUAUUGUAUUAGUGUCAUAUAAGUCAUUUGGAGGUGUACAUUUUAUCUUAAUUUAUCUGGACCCCUAAUCUGGAUCCCAUUCUGGACCCCAUUCCUGACCUUUUAAAAACCAACAGGCCAGAUGGUAGGACACAACUAUUUGGAUUUCAAUAUCACGAUGAUCAAUUAAAUUCGCUUUGCUUUUUUUGACUUUCUGAAUCCUCAAUCCUGUUCAAUGCCCUAAUCAUUUAAGUCAGCGACAAUCGCAUUAUCGUAGGAAGGCACUUCAUCUUGCUUCAAAAUUUCCAAUUCCCUACUCCCAGGAGAAACCUUGAAGACAAACGCCCGGGAGGAUGGUGAUGUUUUGAAUGAUACGUAUGAUAUAAUCUCAUACAUUAAACAUUGCUGGGCAACAUUGUUAUUCCUAUUAGAAAUACUUUUUACUGCACUAGUUUUCUUGUUUCAUGUUCUUUUGAAUGGGAACAAGUGUACUUUCAGUAAACUGCAUGUUGUUCUUGUGACCUUGUGAAAUACUGUGUAAUGACAUUGUCAAUGUAGUGUCGGGUUGCUAUAAAUCAGCAAAUUACCCUGCUGCAUUUACAGCAAAAAAUGUCAACAAAUAUUGGCUUCCAAUUUAUUGCAAAUAAGCCAUGUCUUCAACAAAUGUGGGUUGGGGAGGGACUGCUUACAGCUGCGUAUGUAAUGUUUUCUUAAUUUGCAUGUAUUCUUUUGGUUCUUAAAAGGUCCAGAAAGGUAACCAGAAUGGGGUCUAGAAAGGUAUCCAGAAUGGGAUCCAGAAUCGGGUCCAAAAUGGGGUCCAGAAUGGGAUCCAGAAGGGGAGUGCACGUUUUGUCAACCCCCACAAUUUUCAACAUUGCCUUUCCUCACUGAGUUGAAUUGACAAAUAUUAUCCGGCAAGACAAUUUCCAGAAAUCUCUAGCGGUUGCACUAGAGUGUUUGAGAUAUGGCAAGUGCACUGACGAGUCAGAACUCUAUAUACAGAGCUUAGCAAAUACAAUACAAUACUAUGUGACGGAACUUUACACCUUUUCUUCAAAAGAUUGCCUGUAGAGAUCCAUAAUUUAACAUACUGCUUGGUAUUCCCUGAAGAAUGUUCUCUUUACAUACACAGGAUCAAGGGAAUGUCACCACCUUGGAUUUCACGGUUGGAAAGACUAUCAAUUUAAAAGAAGACUGCAAUGUUUUGCUGUUGUACAACAUCAGUGAAUAUUUGAGGAAUGGCACAACUGGUAAACUUGUCAAAGUUGAAGAAGAUAGCUUGACAGUUGCCUUUCCGAAAGUUGGACACAAAAAAUAGCUCAUAAAAUAUGGUAUGUGCCAUGCACAGAAAGGUACUUGGUAGCCAUACACAAUUCCCAAUCAUUCCAAGCUAUGCAGUCACUGUUCACAAAUCGCAAGGCAUGACACUGGAUGUUGCAAUAGUUCAAUGUACACUGAGUUUGUUCCAGGACAAACGUAUGUGGCAGUAUCCAAAAUGAAAAAUUAUUAUUAAGAAAUAUUUACAGAGGAUAGACAUUUCAGUAUGAACACACUGCUAUCAAUAUGUGUCCUCUUCUCCUACUAUAAAACUACUGUGCCUAUGCUAGGGUAUAAAAACUAUUAAAAACUAUUAAAAGUUAACAAGAUUAUACAUAAUAUAACUAAGUUGAACUACUGGGAAUAAUGUUCAAAAAAUGCAUUCACAUAAUAGAUCAAAUACAAUAAGAGUCCAAUGACAUCUCAAAAAAUUUUAAAUCCCCUUCAGCUCUCAUUGAGAUGAGUAGAUCAUUAUAUAUCUUUGCGGCAACAUAUCUAAAAGAUUGUCCAGCAUAUUCCAAUUUGACUUUAGGUAAUUUAACAAGCUUAGAAUUAUUCUUGGUACAUUGAUUAUGAUUGUUUGUCUCAAAAUACCCCUGAAAAUUACAGCAUACAUCAUUAUCCAAACACUUUCUUACAGUUAGACAUGCCUUCUUUUGUAUUAGUUUCUCCAACCGGGGAAUAUGUUUUUCCUCUCCAACAAUUUCAUUAACUCGAUUUUCUAUUAGAGCUAAGUUUAGCAAGUUGAGAUUCUUGUCAACGUAGGUUUAAUUGACAUACUGUAGGUUAUCAGAAGAAUCAUCAUUUCAUAGAUUUUAAAUGCGGCUUCGGGUGUUACGUAUACACACAGUUUGGACAGUAACCUCACACGGUUACUGGCUUUCUUAUACAUGAUGUUAAAAUUUUCACUAAGGGCUAAACAGGAAUCAAGAGCAUAUCCAAGAUACUUGUAUGACGUAGUGAAAUUAAUAGAAUGUCUUCUGUAUUUUACUUCCAAAUUGCGUGGUUGUAAUGAAAGUCUCUUCCCUGUGCCUAAUAACAUGAUCUCGGUUAUUGCUUUCUUAAGAUUUAUCACCAACUCGUUUUGAUAAAAAAACGUGCAAUUUCUUCCAAAUCCUGAGCAAGUACCCCCUCUAUUGCCUCCACAUCCUUUCCUGAGAAAUAUACGACAGUAUUAUCCGCAUAUUUUAUAACUCGGGAGUUAACUAGGUGGUCAGCCAGAUCAUUAUAGAACACAGUGAAAAGGGGCCCUAAAAUAGAUCCUUGUGGUACUCCACUAAAAGCCAGUUGGUAAGGUGUCAAAUUUGCACCAAUACGGACAAGUUGUUGACAACAGAAUAGAACCAGAGCAACUCAUUUCCCUUUAUUCCAUAUGCCUGUAACUUUUCAAGAAGGCCUUGCUAAGGUCUAUGAACACGGCUCCAACAAGAUUGACUUUGUCCACAUCCUUACGUAUGUCAUCAAUGAACAAGGUAGCUGCUAGACUCGUAGAUCAUCUCGACUGAUAUCCAAACUCUUUGACAGUAGAUCUUCUUUUUCAAGAAAAUUUGUCAGUUGUUGAUACAUUGCUUUCUCUAAUAUCUUAGACAAAACCAGCAGUACUGAUAUUGACUGAUACUUUUCUGGUUAAUUGUAUGAACCAGAUUUAUGUAUUGGCACUACCUUGACUACUUUCCAUAAUGCUGGAAAACAGGCCGUCUGACUGAUAAGUUGAGGAUAUGGCAGAAAGGUUGUGAAAUAUGUUCUCAGCAAUCUUUCAGCAUGCCCGGUGGUAAAUUGUCCACUCCAGUGGCUUUGGUUAUCCUCAGUUGCUUUAAUUCAUUUAAAAUGAAUAUGUUGGAAAUACACUGCAUCUUGAAAAUAUGACUUGUCUGUGAUAUCACUGUCGCUGGAUAUCUCCAUACGAAAUCAGUAAGUAAAAUUGCAUUUGAUACAUCUCACAGCAUUAGCAAAGUAUUUACUGAAAAUUUUCGCUUUAUUUUGAUUGGCAUUGGUACUUGUUUAUCAUUUUUGUCUUUGGUUGGAAAUAUGCUCUUAAUUAUGUUCCAGAAUUUCUUGGGGUUGGUCGCAUUCUGUUGAAUUAGAUCUUUGACAAAAGCACUCUUGGCAUACCAUAACUUGUUAUUACAAGAAUUUCUUAGUUUUUUGUAUGAACUCCAAUGUCCUUCAUCUUUAGUCUUACAUGCUUUUCUUAGCAUGCGAUCUCGGUCGGUCGGUCUGCCAUGCUCUUACUUAUAUCUGCGUUCAACCAAGGGCAUGGUUUACCCUUCAACAUUUUAAUCCAAUAGAUUGCACUCGAGAUAUCUUUUCUCAAAGUCUAAAAUAUCCAAAAAUGAGAAAAAUGAGUUUAAAGUCUCUUGUAUCGAAAACACUUGAUUUUUCAUACAUGUUGAAAAUCUUAAGCCUGGAUAAAUCAAUUCCUACCAUUUGUUUGGUGUUUUAAAAAGUUUUGUUACAGCUCAAAAUCCUCUAGCCUCAUGUAUGGUGCGUCAUCGGUAUCAAAAAUGUUAUUCUAUUUUAAGAUUAGAUUUUCAUAUAUCAUAUAUUUCAUAUAAUCGCAUUUCAUAAUUAUAACACUAUAAAUUUUGGAUAACAUGAUUUUUCAUAUAACACUGAUUUUUUAAUUGUGCCGACUUACCUAUAUCAUACUAUAAUAUCUAUUUACAUCCUACUGAUAUCAAUUGUCAUUUAUGUUAUAAAGAAGUGGGCAAAAAUAUUUUUUCCUUUUGAACUUGAGCAAAAUACACUUCUUAAUUUGACUAGGAUAAAUUGCUAUUUGUACAGCAGCAUGCUCUACCUCUGUCAGGAAAAGGCUUUCCACAUUAAAAUCUGGGUCUCUGUACAGUGGUCUACCACACACAAUCUUUGGUUGAACCAACACAACAUUGUAACUACUGCAGUUGCAGUAUUGGAGCUCUUCCAUAGUGCAUAAACACUCUGGCUUAAUUGUUAGAAGGCCUACAAUAAUGCCAUAUUAUGUAUACUGGCCAUGUUCAAAUGUUACAUUAUUUUUAUUAUGUAUAUUGUAGAUAUGCAAAAUUUACAAGAUAUUGUCACCCAACUAAAGCAUUCAGUGGGAACAUUGGAUCAAUUGGCUUCAGUUGGGUUAAAAUGCAAACAGUGGAGGAUUGAUGCCCCUGACACAAUUGAAGAUAUUUCUUCAGAGCACCUGUCUUCGCCAAUUGUUACUAUUGUGAAGCAAGCUUCCAGUUCUGACAGUGAACCAGACAGUGUAAGUAACUACAUUAUUAGCAUAAUAAUCUACAGAGUGUUAAGUCAGUUCAAGCCUUUUAGAAUUUUUCUGGUAUUUCUUAAAAUCUAACCAUGCACAUCUAUAGACCAAUUUUGACACCAGACAAUGACUAGUAAUUUGUUAUGGUUGGAUCUUAAACAGCCUUUCAGUUAUCUGUUUGAAGUUCUGGUUAAUAAUUUGGGUAUGACCAAUAACGUUUUGCUCUACUGAGGCUCCGACUAUUAAUUGAUGAACGAAGCCGAAGCGAGUAUGCAAAAUUUUAUUGGAAAUUUCAUGACUUAUAUGAUCAGUCAUUCUUCGAUUUUUUUUAUUCACAUGCAAAUAUCCAUACAAAUUAUCAACUACUGGAUUACUUGACCUGCCCAAUGUAUUGUGUGCUAUUACUUGGUCAGCCAUAAUCUAUUCACUUUUACACACAACUAUAUUUAUGCCAUGAAUCCACAUCCUAUUUAACUCGUAUAAAAUAACUAACCAUUUUGAUUCUAGGAUCACUGAUAUUUCUGGCCAUUGGGUUGUUCCAGAAAAGAUCCACAAUCCUCCCACAGAGAAAAUGCCUGCUGUCUGCAGGGGGAUGGGAGGAAAAAUUGUUUCUGAUAAUAUUAGUGAAUGUAUUAGGACAUCUGAAGGGGUGUUAACUUCCCAUUUCCCCCCACCUACCAUGCAGGGCUUUUGUCAUCUUCACUAAGAAGUACAUAAUCUUUAUGAUAGAAAAAUCAAGUUGAAACAGUUGGACAAGUUGAAAUUAAUUGCCAUGUGUUAUUUGCUUUCUUUAAUUUCACAGGUUAAUGCGGGCACAAUGUAAACAAUUGAUGUAAACUAAUCGCUGAUUGGCUUAAAUUAUAUAAGCUCAUUGCUGAAUGGCUAUGUGUUAACAUACGGUAACAGUAUGGUACAGUAUGUUUGCGAUAGCAUAUAGAUCUGCUUCGCAGAUACAAAAACAAUUCUUGAUAGUUUUUUUAGUAUAGGGGUAAUUGUUAGGAAAAUGUCUUUUUGGACUGCUUUGAGGCAUGUUUGUUGGUUUGUGUAUAAUAAACACAUAAAAAUUUUAAGUUCCUUGGCCAUGUGGGAAAGAAAAGAAUACUGCGAAUGCUCUAGCAGCCCGUAAGCUCGCAAAGGAUCAUAAUUAAUGUUAUAUGAAAAAUCGUGUGUUAUCCAAAAUCAGUGUUAUCCAAAAUCAGUGCUAUAUGAAAAAUCGUGCUAUAUGAAAAAUUGUGUUAUCCAAAAUCAGUGUUAUAUGAAAAGUCAUGUUAUCCAAAAUUUAUAGUGUUAUAUGAAAAAUCGUGUUAUCCAAAAUUUAUAGUGUUAUAUGAAAAAUCGUGUUAUCCAAAAUUUAUAGUGUUAUAUGAAAAAUCGUGUUAUCCAAAACUUAUAGUGGUGUUAUAUGAAAUGUGAUUAUAUGAAAUAUACGAUAUAUGAAAAUGAAAAUCUAAUCUUAAAAUAGAAUAACAUUUUUGACACCGAUGAUGUGCCAUACUUAUGUCACUCCUACUGCUUCCAGAAUAGCUUCUUUCUGUUGUUGUCUAAAUCAGUUUCUCUUCUAGGCGUCGUUUCUUCUCUUUUACAGUUGCCUGAUUUUUUACAGUUGCCUGUAAAUCAGAUAUCUUUAUUUGCUGCACAUCCUUGCAUCACAAACUUGUUUUGUUUUACCCCCAACAUGAAUGGACAGCUGCUUCAUAACACCAAGUCGACUCUGCUCCAAUAUGGAAGUGGGAAACAGCAGCAGCUACAGCACAUCGCACUGCUUUGCAGCCAUGUUGUUUAUGCUUUGGAUACCUAGCCCAAGCUAGAGCAUUCAAACUGCCAUUUUGGUUUUCAGUGGUGUCAAGAACACACCUUUGAAGCAACUCUGUUAGACUAAGAGAAAUGACCCACACAUCCGAUUUCAUCUUCCAAAGUUAAAUUUCCUAAACAAAUGUUCAUUAGCAUUUUUAAAACUAUUGACACAUAUAUGUACUGUAUAUUGUAAUUGUUUACAUCAUCAUAAUCUAUUCAUUUUUACACAUAACUAUAUUUAUGCCAUGAAUCCCACGUGCUAUUUAACUCGUAUAAAAUAACUAACCAUUUUGAUUCUAGGAUCACUGAUAUUUCUGGCCAUUGGGUUGUUCCAGAAAAGAUCCACAAUCCUCCCACAGAGAAAAUGCCUGCUGUCUGCAGGGGGAUGGGAGGAAAAAUUGUUUCUGAUAAUAUUAGUGGGGUAUACAUAAAGUGCGAGCCAGCGAGCCAUGCCGAUGUUGUGAGCCACUCGAUAUGUGCGAGCCAUGUGCAAUAAAGAAAUUUGAGAAAUUGGUCUCCGCCAAAUGGAAGUACUGAGUACGGACCACAUGGUACGGAAUGGUAUGGACGCUUCCUCUUCGCUGUCUCCUCGGUUAUACUAAAAAGAAAAUCAAUCUCUUCUUGUCGCGUUUAAUUGCGGUUCAAUCAAGUCACUCAAGGUAAAGUCACUCAAGCUAAAGUUGCGGUUUGUUGAUUCAAAUAUAAUUUCUGCUAAAAUGUUUUAUUAAUGAGCUUCUUUCAUUUUCUAAUAAUUUAUUUAUUAUGCAAAAUUAAUUAAGAUGAACAAUAGGCGCCUUCAGUGUUUACUCGAAGCAAACAAGCGUGGAUUCACUCUUGACUUGGAUCCUUCUGGAGAAAAUAAUAGAUGUUUUUAUCAGUGUCUUGCACAACAUCUGAAGAUAGAGGAAGACAACGUUGUGGAUAUGAUCCAGUCGUACAUGGCAGCAAACCAAACAGUGAGCAAUAAAAACAAGGUGAUUAUAUUAAAAUAUAUUAGCAAGGUGAUCAUAUUAUUAUAUAUAUAUUUAGCAAUUUGGAUGUCCGAAUUUUAAAAAAAUUCAAAAACAAAUUUCUUUUUGCCUCUAUUUUGAACUCUCCUUCCCAUUGUGAAAUUGGCAUUUUGAACACUUUAUAAUAUAUCUAAUGCAGUAGUCAUUUGAAACCCCGACCCCCACCCCCCUGUCUUUAACAACCAUUUUAACGCGUGCAUGUGGAGUCUGGGAACUAAUAGAUAUCACACUUUUUAUGGUCCAACAUGGACGUUCAAGACAACUUUCAGAGGAUCUUUUCUUAUUCAAUAUUCCUUUAUUUUCUAAUUUCUACUGUGAAAAUCAGAGGAAAUUGAACAUAAAACCUUCAAUUUCAUCCCGGGGAGCAUGUUUUUUUUAAGUCUUUAACAACUGCAGGAAUGGUAUUUUUAGCUGGGUUUUUAAUGUUCCUAAAAUGUUAAAAUCCCCGCAUGGUCCCAGGGGCCGGGGUUUCAAAUGACUGGUGCAUAAUUCUUUCAAUGAUGAAUUCAACAGUGUCGUGAAAUAAUAGCUUUCUGCAUUUAUAACUCUCCUUUUCUAUACAAAAAGUUUGUCCCAUUGUUGCAGUAACACAUUUGCUUGUCUCCUAAGUAACACAUGUGAUUGUUUUUAAUAGCUAAUUUAACCCAUUAAGCUGCAGAGCUUCCCCACUGAAAAUCCAUCAUUUGGCCGGACAUCUUUCGUGAAUGGCCCCCAAGUAGAUCCCAUAUAGAUUGCAUAUUGUCAUUUGGCUAGUACUUUUCACAUAAUUUUGUGAUUUAGGAUGGAACAAUUGAUAAACAAAACCUGUUGGAAUUUCUAUCAGAUGCUGAUUUUCCAGCUACUGGGAAACGUCCAUGCACAUGGAAGGAAUCAGUCAUAGCAUUAAGUAAUGAAAUGGCAAAUCAUGUUGUGAUACGUUGUGCUGCAUCACUGUUUUGCAUGAAUAUAAAUAUAAUGGAUUGGGAAGGGGUAAGUGAUCAGCUUAUAUGAUAAACAGAAUAUUUUAAUGUAAUUUAAAAUCGAUAUAGCUACCUACUUUAGCAGACUAGAUUACACUGAAAUUACAUAGAUUAAAUUUUGAUCAAGGCAAGAAGAACAAAAUCCAUCACCACAGCUAGAACGAACAUGUUAAUAUUAGUAAAAUUGCAGAGUUCAGUUGCAAAAUGUUGUGAAAUAAGGAAUAUACAGUAUAUUCCUCUGAUAUUUGCAAAUUUUGUAUCAAUUUGUAUUACGCACAGGGAUAAUGCAACAUUUUCGACCCAAAUGUGGUGCAUUUUCCCACGCGUAAUACAAAUUGUGCAAAUUUCGCAAGGCUAUAUUUUCUGCAUUUUACAACUUUUCGUAGCCAAACUUUGCAAUUUUACCGACUAUUUUUAACAUUCUCUUUCUAGCUGUGGUGAUGGAUUUUGUUCGUCUUGCCUAUAUCAAAAUAUAGUCUAUAGCUGGAAUCAUUUAUUGAUCGCAAGUUAAAAAUUGAUACCAAGUAAUGUUAAACACUUGCCAUGGAUAAGAGAUAAAAAUUGGGUAAGGGGUGUUUGCUGGUAAUGAAUGUAAUUUAUAUAUUCACAAAUACAACUAACUGUCUACAUGUAAUAUUGAUCUAUUUACAGAGAAUGACAGUCACAAACCCAUUUGUUUGGCAAGGUAUUCAUGAUGUCUACCUUGCAUAUACUGGAUCGCAUUAUAUGCUAUUAACCCAGAAAACAAGUUGCAACACAUCAGAACACAAAGGUGGAUGUCAUGUGCGUGGGCAAGGUAUACUACAUAAGUGCAGUAUGAAUGAAUGAAUUUAUUAUAGCAAAGUUCUGUUGGGGGGGGGGGGCACCUGGGAUGAAGUAUUUAUAGUACUGUAUAUAUAAUGUAUAUGUUUGCAACAGAGGGACCAAUUUACAAAAUCGUUACAACUUAUGACAAUGAUUUGUUGAUCAAGAUUUGGGACUAUAUACAGUAAAGAUAUGUUACUUUUUGUUCCAGAAUGAUACAAAUGUUAGACAUAUACUGUAUACAAAAAUCAUUUUGGGCCUUGCAACACUUUCACAAAUAUUUUUGUGGUUAAAAAAGAUUUCAAAAUUAAGGUUGUGCAAAUAAAAACCCUAUAUAACUUAUGACUACAAUUAAAAGUUCUGUUGACAUUUUCCUAAUUGUUUCAAAUACAAUCAAUACAGAGAAUAUUAUUUUUGUUUCUUUUGUUGAACAUACGGUAUUACAUGUUAUUAUUAAACUUUUAGCAAAGAGUGAAAAGCACCGAGGGGCAAGACAAUUUUGCAGUACUGGUCCUGAAGAGUAUAACCCUGGCAUUAGUGUUUUUAAAGGAAGGCCAUUGAAGGUAGCUUGAUCACAUAGCUAGAAAAUACUAUUAUAUUAGUUAAUAUGACCUCCCUAACCUUAUGUUAAUGUUCCUCUUUUAACAAAAUAUGUUCUAUUUUUAUUAAAGUUUGAUGAUUGUGGCCAUCAAUUUGUUGGUUCUUCUUCUGAUGAAAGUCUUAGUGAAUCUAAAUCUGUAAGUUGAUCACUCAGUGUGGCAUGUGGCAGAUAUAUGUCGCAGUUAUGUAAAAUAUCUGCAAAGUAUACUGUAUGUACAAAAGUAUCUGUCACAUAUAUCUCUUGUCGUAUAGGAAUUUGGCUCAAAACAGAUUUGUCACAGUUAUAAUUAGAUUAUCAACCAGGCAGAUAUGUCAGUAUGUCACCAAAUUCACCUACUUUGACUAUACUGUAUAUACUGUACAUCCAGACAUUUACUCUGUUAGAGUUACUUAUACAAAGUUACUGUUACAGUAGUUUGUAUAUUUACACUGUUUUGAGUAAUUAUUUUUUAUGUACUAUUUAAUUAAUAAACGAGCUGCAACGUAACCUAAUAAAACACGUAGUGCAAAGCAGUGGCGAAGCUGAGGGAAUUCGACUAGUCAUGCUCUAAGACCUGCACAGGCUAGGGGGGUCCGGGGGCAUGCACCCCCGGGAAAAUUUUGAUUUUCGAAGUCUGGAAUGGCCAUUUCCUGCGAUUUCAGGGUGAAAUUCAUGCAAAGAAAGCACAAAAAAGUGUGAUAUAAAGAGGAAAAUUCUUAAUACUUUUUGUUUUUGAAAUUUGUAUUUCCACAAAAUUUAAUUUUAUUUCGCUAUAUAUUUAAACUUAUCUGCAAAUGACGCUCAAUAUAGCCAAUAUUGGCAGAAGAAAGAGGAUAAUAUUGUAUGUGUACAUUUUAAUACCCUGCUGAGUGCUGUAAUAUGAUCUUUCAUUUGGAAUUGCGUAAAGGUCAACUGUAAUGUACAGUGUCUACAAGGACCUUGUAAAUCUGAAGCAGAAACCUAAUGUUGAAAGAUACUUUGUUUAGAUAUUUGGUAUAUCUGUAAACCUCAAAAUAUAUAAGCACUCGUGAAUAAAGCAAAUGAACUGGUAGUAAAUAUAUUUAUAUCAAUAGGAAAGGCCUUCACAAAUCUUGUUUAUAUUCGCCAAUGUUAUAAUACAGUAGAAUACACAAUCGAGUCUGUUCACAUGCAUUUCGUGAACUAAAAUAUCUUGUUAGAAGCCAGAAGGCCUUCCUACUAUUCACUCGAUUGACGUUGGUCAAUUUCCAUAGAUACAUAACCAAGAUCACUUGAAUAAAUCUCGAUAGAAUUGCUGAAUAAUUUACGGCAUUUAACUUGGUCGUGCUUUCGAAGAUGAGCAUGACCAGAAGAUAAAAUUCGGCGAGAUACGCAUGCGCGAGGAGCAAUUUAGCCAAUAGAAUGCGUUGGAAUUGAUAAUUUAGUCGUGCUGGCCUGACGAGAGCACGACUAACGGGCGGGUUACCCAUUAGUCGUGCUAUUAACCUGCGGUCGGGUGAAACUACGCAAUCAUACCUUGAAUUGGUUUAAAAUCAUGGCAAAAUCACCGGAUUUAAAGGGAUUUCGCACUUAAUAGAUGAUGCAAGUGUACGACGAAUCAUUUUUAAAAUUUUGGGGGAAUUUUUUUUAAGACUAAAAAAUUCUUUUCUUUGAAAAAAUUUUACUCGUGCUCAGCAUGACUAGCACGACCUCUAGCUUCGCCACUGGUGCAAAGCCUAUAAUAAAACAUGUGCAAGUAUAUUAAGUACUGUUUAAUAAACGAGCAGGAGUGUUUUAUUAGGUUUCAAGCCACGGUACGGUGGCUUGAGAACUAUAAUAAAACACGACCUGCGAGUUUAUUAAAUGGCUUCAAACACGACUACAAAUUCAAUAGAUAUACUGCCUUAUUAUUAGUAUUCUUUAUAUAAAGAAUACUAAUUACGAGUGUUUUAUCAGGUUUAAAGCCACUGCAUGUGACAUAUUAUGGUUGACAUGAUUUGCCAAUAAGCAUAUGAAUUAUUAAUGAGUGUUUGAACAGCUUCAAAAACAUCUUCAAAAAUAGUAAAGAACACUAAUGUGGAUGAGAACACUAAAAAAUACGGAUGAGCUUUUAUAUAAAUUAUACUAGUUUUGUUAGGAGUUUUACAGUAUACAGGUAUAAAGCAACUUCAUGUGAAAUAUAAAAUAUUUUGUUGCCAUGAUUUUCCAAAAUGCUUAGGAAUUAUGCAGGAGUUUAUGAAGCUAGUGUUUAACCCAUUGAGUCACAUUGUGCUAACCCCAACCCUAGCGCCCGAUGCACCCUACUUUGUUAUUUUACUCUGUCUCUGUCUAUAUGCCAGCCGGAGGGAGAGCGCUGGUGCUUAAAUGGGCUAAAGUAUAAUAAUUUUCAAAUAUGUUUUUUCCCUUUUUCAUUGCAAGGGGAGUGAAAUACCUGUAAUUGAAAUAAACACUUCAAGUGACGAAGGAAGUGAUGUAGUUUCUAAAAAACGAAAAUCCAGAAAGCGAAAAAGAUGUAGAACAAUUUUGAAAGUAAGGAAAUAUAAGAGAAACAGGAAAUGAUGGUGUGUGACUUUUAAUUGUCCACAGCCCAUUCUGGCAUUAAAAUAAUCUGAAAUUCAUUUUUUAUUAGGAUGACAGUUCAAUGGAUAAACUUAGUGUUAUAAUGAGCGGUUUGAGCUCAGCUGAGACUACGCCAGCAAAGAAAGUAAAAUCUCCGAAUACACGCAGUAGUCCGUGUACUAAAAAAUUGUUUUCAGAAGAUGAGUAAGUCUUUUAAGCUUUAUACUGUACUGUAAAAUUAAGAACAGUUGUUUUCAAAUCACAAGAAAGCUUUAUUUCUGAAAGUCAUGAGUGACCUUAGCCUUGUCUCUGCAUGGCCUUUCCGCAUGCGGCUGGAUCGGUUUUGAACCGCGGGAGAAGGCCUACAGUAUAGCACAAUUCGUUUAUUAUGAAUUUCUAAAAGUAACCUUACCCGAAUUUUCAGUAGUCGGUGCUUGUACUUCCUUCCAAAUAUCUAAAUAUCCUCCUUGCUCAUCCCAAAAACAAAAGCAUAAAUUCGUUGAAAACAUCGCUAGAAAUACCCAGAACUGGAAUGGCAAAUACGGUUCACAGAAGGACAAAUUUGCGAAUUGUGCUAGGCCUUCUCGCUAAAUCGACUUGCUUCCAAAUACCACUUCCCAUUUCUCCCGUAAUUUGCAUACAAUAUAUAGGUUUUGCACCACGUUUUUCAAUCUUUAAUAUGCAACCCAUAUUAGCAUGUAUUCAAAGGUUCUGUACAGAUCUUUCUGUUGUAGCUCUGUCUCUGUUAUUUAAGCAAUUUGUAUCAUACUGUUUUCCAGAGAUGUGACAUUUGUACAAAGAGGCAGUCGGUCGUACCUUAACCAGGAUGAAGUUGAUUUAAUGGAAACGUUGAACGUGACAGCAGUGCCUCCAACACCAGUUGGGCCUGUCAAGUAUGCUGUUGACUACAAUGAAAAAGAUCCGUUGGCAGCAGUCACUGACAAUUGGAAUUGGGACUGUGCGCAACCUUGCAAAAGAAAGGGGUUUUGCAGUGAAGGACGACGGACCUCACAAACUUGCCGUUGGCUCCUUGGUAUGUUCCAACAAAAUAUGUCCAUACAGAAAAAUUUACCAUUGCUCCAAUAAGAUGGAUUUUAACAGGGCUAAAAAAUGUAUCCACUGUCAAGAAAUUGCCGAAGUUAUUGCGUGCUCGGCAAGAAAAUAUGUGGAGAAUGACCGCUGUCAUAAAGAAAUGACAGUUAUUUAUAUUGGCAAACAUAAUUGUAAUCCACGAGUAAAAGAGAAAAAACCAAGCAAAAAGGAUGUUGAAGACAUUCUCCGUACAAGACCAACGAUAACUACUGGGCAGAUUCAGAUCGAUACAGUAAGAGAAGUUUUGCUCAGUGGCAAGGAUGCACAGGAGGUACAUGAUCUGGCUAUGACAUACAGCAACAAAACACAUCUGUCAAAUCUUCGCACUUCGAUUAACAAUAAGGCUAGACCAGGGGGUUCAGACAUAGAAGCUGUCCGACUUCUGCAAGAUGAUUUCACAAAACGAGGACUCGACAAAAAUUUGAUUUUAAAAGUUGGUGAUGACUUUGUUAUUCUUUCCUCGGAGCACAAAUUGCGACUAGGAGCGUUAAUAACACUCGGACUUGUCGAGGAACCUGUCAGUCUUGACGGCUGCGAAAGCCACGCAAAGGACUUUACUGAGGUCGAAAUGACAACUUAUUACCCAGUUUUACGAAGAAAUGUCAAACUAGUAAGUUUGUUCGCUCCGAAACCAGGCGAAAACUCGGACAAUGUUGCAGCCCAUGGUCAGUACCUUUGAUGAUGAAGUAAAUAAGAUUAUUCCGUCAGUUGCACACGAAUAUGGGAUUGAUCCAGAACCCUACAUUGGUAUUGGCCUUGAUCCUCACUCUUACGUUGGAGACGAAGGUGGAGCGCUCUGGAGUGGUCUUUGUAAAGCAAAGGGCGAUGGUGUUAAAAGUAAGACCAUUUCAGACGCGUUCCAUGUAAAGCAAGAUAUUCGUCGGCACCUAAAGUAUUUCAAAAGUAAGAAGGAUCAAGAAAGAUUCCAAAGCUUGAUGUCUGAUGCAUGCAAGUCGCCUACGUCCAUUCAGGCGGAUGAAGCCGAGAAAGCAUUAGAUGAUUUAAUUCGAAAGAAGUCAACUGAUCCUGUCAAAAUGAGCAACUUCAAAAAGUGGUGGUGGCGGAGACGUGCUAGAUGGCAGCAGUGGUGUAAAACAAAUAGUGCAUCGUCUGCUGAAGUUGCCAAUGCCAAGUCUCUUAGUGCAUCAGGCUUUCGAAAACGACUUUUAGAUGUGGUUACAACAGAGUGCUCCGCUGCUAUCCUUGAAGCAGCUGAGAUAAAAAGGCAACUGGCUUAA
This is a messenger RNA of Paramuricea clavata, 31305 nucleotides long. The record is from the annotation of a GenBank genome assembly. NCBI's taxonomy places the organism in Eukaryota, Metazoa, Cnidaria, Anthozoa, Malacalcyonacea, Plexauridae.